AUGGCCAAUAAUACUAAUGACGCUGUACACAAGACACCUCCCCGUAACUCUGCCUCGUCUGCCCAUUCGGAGGCUGGGCUUAAAUCCACCCCACUCGCAGUUGGCUCCGCUGUUGUCAGCGAAAAUAUCAGUACUGUUGGCGUUGAAGUCAAUGAUGUCCGCCCAUGGAUCGCGAGGGACGUCCAAAACUUUGAGAAGUGUGAGGCAGAUACCAUGCUGCAGGUGCUCCUUGCAAGGUGCACAGGUUCUUCCCAAUAUCUUUCUGUCAGUGAGAAAUCGAAGCUGCUCAAAACUUCCCUCGAGGCUGUCUUGCCUAUCUGCAAUGUGGGGGCUGUGGCGCAAGAGAUCAAGGGACACCUGAAUGAAUUUUGUGAUACCGAGCGCGAAGUAGCGACAUAUGCUCCUUUCGUCAGAGCUGCCAACUGUGCACUCCAUGAACUGACCAAGGUGAAUUUAUAUGAAGUAUCUUCGUUCAAGGUCGACGACAAAACCAACAUCCUACUUCAUGUCAACGAUCCAAUGCCCAUAUACCAAAGCCACCAGGGCAAACAGUCCGAACGCAAGCCUGACGUUGUCGUCGUCUCUCAUCAAACUGCCCUGGAUGUGAAUGCACACCAAACACAAGACUCCCAGGUUCUUACCGAGACAGCGUGCAAACCACCCAAAGACAACUUUCAAUGGACCGGCGUGCGAUCAACAUUGGAGGUCAAACGCACCCGGAAGCUUCUGCCUCAUCCGCCGUCCGCUUAUAAGACAGAUUAUGUUGUUCCUACUCCUUCUGCGCAGUAUAUGGAGUAUAGGAAGAACGCCAACGGCCCCGCUGAGCCAACAGGUUCGACGCCUGCUACUGGGUCUGCCCAGACCCCCCACGAAACAUCGAACGAGUUAAGAACCUCGUCGCAACUCAGCAGAGGAGUCAAGCGCAAGCGAGCUGGCAACAAUGAAAAUGAGACCGAGGAGAAGGACCCGAAGAAACCCCACCCUGUCGUGCAGAACGGCUUGUAUGUUGCGGAGAUGUUCGCGGCUCAUAUCGCGCGGCAGCACGUCAUCUCCUUGAUAGUAAACAACGACCACAUUUACGUCUGGUUUUUUGAUCGUGAGACCAGCAUUCAAGGCGCCGCCAUUAACUUCGUUCAGGACCUUCCACGCUUUUUGGUCUUGCUUCUCAUCAUGCAGCGGAUGCGAUACGAACAGUGGGGCCUUAACCGGGUAUUUGAGCCAGAGCCCGGAUUUUCGGGCGAGGUGAUGGUUGAAGAUACGCAAAUCGGCCUCGAGCUGGAUGUGAAGUCUGACGAGCGCGUGACUCAUUUUGGUAUACGCGGACGUGCAACUACGGUAUUUCCAGUGAGGAGCAAGACACUAUCAGGUCUGGGGCGGGAUCCCCUUUUUCUCAACGAAUCCCCUGAGCUGGUGGCCAAGCUCUAUUGGCCAGAAGAGACGCGUCAGACCGAGCCGGACAUCCUCAACGAGGUCUAUAAGAUUGCGCAAAUAGAUCCGGAUGUGCGGGGCCACGUCCCAGAGCUGGUUUGGUUCCACAAGUUCAAAGAAACAUCCACGUCCGACAUCCGAGUCGCACUUGGGCUGAAGGACGCCAAACGGGCCAAACAGGGCAGCCGCGUCCUGUACAUCAUCAUAUUCAGAAAGCUUAUCCCAAUCACGACGCUUUCUGGCAAGGAGUUCCUGACCGCAUGGUGGCAAGUUGUGAAGUGCCAUCGUGCCCUCUGGAAAGGAGGUGUGCUUCAUCGGGAUGUCAGCCCUAGCAAUCUCAUGGGAUACCGCUUACGCGGUCAAUUCAUAGCUGUACUCAACGACUACGACCUAUCGUCCUUUAAACGUGAUGGUCCCAGCGGCCUCGAGCGCACAGGAACGAUACCAUUCAUGGCGGUAGAACUUCUCACGCCGGAAGCCAUGGCAGGCAAGGUCGAGCACGUGUAUGCGCACGAUGCUGAAUCGUUCAUCUGGGUCCUCACCUGGAUCUGCCUUCGGUAUGAAGGUGGUAACCUCAGCAAGAACGGGCCACUAGAAGGAUGGCUGAAAUCGAAUGCUACUCGAUGUAGGGAGCAAAAGAACGACUUUAGAUCAUCGACAUUUCGUACCAUGUGUCCAUCAGGAUCGCACGCAGUGUCCUGGGACGUUGUAAAGAAGUGCUUUGAGGCGAUCCACUUGCUUUAUCCACCAUCAGGGUACCGCAAACUGGGCGAUCAAUCGGCGUUCGAGUUAUUGCUUGAGGGACCUAUGCUAGAGCAUGACGGUCCUUCUUCUGCCGAGUAG
Suillus plorans is the source of this 2271-nucleotide messenger RNA. RefSeq lists its product as uncharacterized. Bases 1 to 2271 code for a protein of 756 amino acids. Gene Ontology annotation, molecular function: protein kinase activity; ATP binding. The transcript is spliced from 6 exons. Gene Ontology annotation, biological process: protein phosphorylation. The record is from RefSeq and is a predicted model, not a curated record. Lineage: Eukaryota; Fungi; Basidiomycota; Agaricomycetes; Boletales; Suillaceae.